This is a messenger RNA of Aspergillus melleus, 1527 nucleotides long. Its product is annotated as tetratricopeptide repeat protein. Gene Ontology annotation, molecular function: protein binding. Bases 1 to 1527 code for a protein of 508 amino acids. The transcript has a single exon. The record is from RefSeq and is a predicted model, not a curated record. Lineage: Eukaryota; Fungi; Ascomycota; Eurotiomycetes; Eurotiales; Aspergillaceae.
AUGGACUCGAAUUCACAUGUGUCCGACGACCAACUCUCUCCGCAGAGUGAGAGAAGGGGAUCUGUUAUCAGUAUCACCCUUCCAAUUCUAGGCAACCGUUCCCCAUCCGCUAAUGCGUCGGAAAUGCGAUAUGCUUCGCUCUCCGAAAAUUCCAAGCGGAUGCUCGGGAUCCUGUCCAUCCUCAACCCGGAUGGCGUCCCCUAUGAACUAUUCCGACACGGGGCGAGCACCGCAGUGCGGCGCGGUCUUCUGGAUCUGAAAUACCUGCAGAAUCCAGUGCGGUUUUACGCAUCGCUGCAGGACCUGAUGCAAAAGUCUAUUGUCGGGUUGGAGUUCAGUUCUCUGACGAUCUACAUCACCAAGGACCUGCAGAGGAGGAGCUACAGCCAGCUUUGCAAAGAUGAUACCCUUCGCCGAGCUGUCUUCGAACAGGCCGUGCAUUUGCUGACUUGCUCACAGCCAGAGCCUGAGAAAGCUAACGAGCACACGUCGUCGAAGCAGAACUGGGAAUGGUCGAAGAGGUACGAGUCCAGCAUCAAGGCCCUUGUGCAGCACUUUCUAGGCUGUCCGAGUGCCUGCGAAGGGUACGAGAACCAGCUCGCAUCUCUAGUCUAUCAAUGCGCUGUGUACCAAGUCGAACGCUCUUUCCACAGCGCAGCAUCCGAAACCCUCAAGCUGGCAAACGACAUCUUGGAUCUCUCUCGAUCGCCGAAUAUCGUCUUCAUGUCGGACUGCAGGCGCCUCGAGGCCCGGAUUUUCAAUGAGACGAACCACCCCGCCGAGGCGAUCAAGGCCAGCCAGGAGUCGCUUGCGUACGCGGAGAUGGCCAAGGAACAGGACCUCCUCCCCGCCGUAGACGAGCGUUUUCCUCGCAUUCUCACCGGGUACGCGAAUUCGCUCAGUCAGCUUAAAGACUUUGACGUGGCGACUAAGGUACAGCAGGAGGCUUUGGAUCAUGUGCAGAAGUUCCCGGGAUACAGUGAGAUCCGGAAGCUCGUCCACGCGAACUGGGGGUCUCUUCUCUACUGCCAGGACAAAUACGAUGACGCUGCGAGGGUGCUGUGUCAGAGCCUGGACAGUGAUCCGGAUCAGCCGAUGGCACUGCAUCAUCUGGGCAACACCUAUUUGGCACUUGGGAAGACGAACGAGGCCCUCGCGGCUCAUGGGAAGGCCCUCGACCUCAAUACUGAACGGUUCGGGCCCCAGCAUGCGGUCAGUGCUGUGAGUAUGUUCAAGGUUGGUCAGGUUCUGGUCGAAUCCAUGAAGGAACCUAUGCGAGCGAUCAGCUACUUGCGCCAAUCGCUCGAUUGUUUCUUGAUGCAGGAUUCUCCGUAUUUCAACAGGAUCGGUGCGGCGAGAGCGGCACACAUGCUGUCACGAGCUUUCCAGGAGAUGGAGGUGUAUAUGGAGGCCAGCGAGUAUCUACAGUUUGCAAGAGACUUGCGGUCUGAAGUUAUUGGGGAGGUGGGUUCGACAGCGGACACUGAUGAAUACUACAAGUCUUUGAUGUUCUACUGGGAUCAGUGA